AUGGCUAACCCUCCACAAAGGCCAGCUAUAAGCCUUGCAGUCAGAGUCAAUCUUCAGUCAGUUGAUGCGACGCUCAGACCUACACCACCGCAGGCUCUAGAUGUUCUUUCAAACUUCCGCGGGACAUUUAUUGGAAAUGGUUUCAAUACAAUAUGGCGCCCCAGUAGUGGGAGCAAUACGUUCCCGAACCCAGUUCCGGCAGGUGGAAACAACAAGCCAGAUCCAGUAUUUCCAAAUGAGAGCAUCUUGGAGCUCAAUCUCACUACAGAAGAGAUAACUUUCACCGACAACCUGGGCAGUAUACCUAACCGUGGACUCAAGGAGCAAAAAGACCUUAUACUCAGCGGCGUGUCCUACCUGCAAGUUGUCCGCGAUGUAACAAAUCCCAAAUCUGGCAGAGCCGACGAUACACCUCGCGACAUUCACUUCGAACCAGGAUUGUGGAUAAAAGUACCAGCUGACAACAACAAUGCUGAAUCGCUUGCACGCAUGGCGUCUAUUCCUCAUGGCACCACUAUUAACGCCCAGUGUCUAGCACCUACCACGAGAAUCCAAAAUGGAAACCCUGCAGUUAAUGACAUUGUGGAUAUUACGCCGUUCCCAAUUGCCAGACCCAACGGCCGGCUUAAUAACCAGUUUCCAGCUAUGAAUGUCACCAACAUGAACACCUCACGACUACCACAAGAUCUUAACCCAUUCGUCACGAAUGGGACUAUUACGCAGGCAAUUUUGAACAAUCCGAAUACUGUGCUUGUGAACGCCAAUGGGGGAAAAACAAUCGUGAGCAUGGUCACUUUCGAAGUAUCCACUGCUCCUUCUUCUGCAAAACAAAGCGAUAGCGACGGAAUUUCCAAUAUCGCAUACCUUGAGGGCAAGUCCUUGGAUCCGCCCAGUAGGUCGACUGCAGUUCAAAAUGCCGAUGCAGCCUCAAUGACGGCCAGAUUCUGGAUCUCGGAUGUGCAGUGCGACAUUGUCGUGCCACCAUUCAGGGCGGGAGAAAAUAUACGAAUUCAGCCCAAUGAUAAUGUGGCAGAUCCAAGACCAACUUUUACCGUCGACACGUCUAUCAGUAAUGCAGAUGCUAGGACAAUUCAAGCAACCUUUAAACAGAUCCAGUAUUCCCAGGUUGUAAAUCUUGAUUUCGACGGAUUAACCUGGCCGCAUGUCUCAGUGGCCACGCUAGUCCCAGCAGCAGAUAUACCAGUUAGCCUAUUGCACUAA
Trichoderma gamsii is the source of this 1221-nucleotide messenger RNA. RefSeq lists its product as hypothetical. Lineage: Eukaryota; Fungi; Ascomycota; Sordariomycetes; Hypocreales; Hypocreaceae. The coding region runs from base 1 to 1221 and encodes 406 amino acids. The transcript has a single exon. The record is from RefSeq and is a predicted model, not a curated record.